UUAACUCUUCGUAAAGUAUACACUUCCGGGUCAAAAUUGGAUACCAAACAGGAUUAAAAUGUAUACAUUCUGAAAGACAAUAGAUCGAUUGAUUUAGAUUUAUUAUUAGAUACAGGUUUACGAGAUAGCUAAAUUGAAGUUGAUAUCAAAGGAAAAAUGACUGAUCUUGAGGAAUAUAUUUUUGAUGAGGACGGAAAUCCAAUUUUGCAAUGUCCUAAUUUUCCACAAGAAGAACAAUUAUUCGCAGACGAGGAUGAUUGUAAGGAUAUAUUUCACAUUAAAGGGGACGGAUACGAUGUCACCUUGUCGCUGGCUAGAGGUCUCAUCACCUGGAGUAAUGUCAAUCCUUCCGGAAAAAAGAAAGGUUUAUUCAAGGGAAAAGGCAAAGGCGAAGACAAAAAUACUGUCAUGCUCAAGGAGGUAUUUGGUGUAAAAACAAAAAGAAAGAAGUCCAAUCUUAGUUCAAGUGAGGAAGGGGUUUGUGUUGGGUUUUCUGUCCAUGUGGCUGAUGCAUUUGGUCCUAACACAUUAUCUGAAAGACUGAUAGUAUUUGAACACCCUAGUGAAGCUCUCUGUUCAAUGUAUGUCAGAAAGAUAAAUAUGUACAUGGAAGAAAUGCAUGAUCGUCCAAAGUCUGUAAAACUGUUCCUACAAACGCAUGCAGGAAGUAAAAAUGGUAGUGCAGUCUACAAAAAUAAAGUGACACCAUUGUUUCAAGCUGCUGAUGUACAUGUAGAUUGUGUUGAGGUGCAGCACAAUGAGCACAUCAAGCAAGAAAUGGUGCACAUCAACUUGGACGAUUACGACUGUAUAGUAGCAAUGGGUGGAGACGGGACAGUAAGUAAGGUGGCAGAUGGUUUGUUGACGGCUUCACAGAAGAGGAAGGACAUUGAUCAGAAGUCUGGAUUUACACCAGUUAAAGCGGCCAUUCCUCUUGGUAUAAUCCCCAUAGGUUCGACAAAUGACACUGGUCGAUCAGUUAUGGGGACGGAUGAUGUAAUUAGUGCUGCAUUGUAUAUAAUACUUGGACGCUGUACAGCGGUGGAUAUCUGUUCAGUAUAUAGGGAAGAUAGAUUGAUGCAAUGGUGUUUCAACUGUCAAUACGGGUUUGCUGGGAAUGUAUUAACUUUUCGGAAAAGAUACAAAUCUCUGGGCAAGAGAGGGCUGGAACCAGCGUUUAUAAAAGCUUUGACAAAGGCAAAGUUAAGGCCAUACAAAUGUGAUGUGGAGUACAUACCGGCAGACAGUUUACCAAAAAAUCGCAAAUUCUUGCCUUGUUAUCGAGGAUGUGACGUCUGCUGGCAUGAGGAGGUGGUAGAUGAUAAUGGAGUAACAGAAGAUCUUGUACAGGCGUUUGAUCCUCUAGCCGAGUCUAACAACAGUGAUACCUUAGUCAAUUUGGCGGAGCAUGAAGACACCCCCUGGAGAAGUAGGAAGUCAGAUUUUCUCAAUAUAGGUCUGUUUACUAUACCAGGACGGUCUGAGUUAGCCCCAAGGGGGAUGAGUAAAUACUCCCACCUCAAUGACGGGGCCAUUGAUCUCGUCCUAGUGAAAGAUGCACCAAGAAAAGAGUUCAUACGAAUGCUCAAAAGGUUAACAAAUGCGAAAAACCAGCUUGACUUUCCGUUCGUGGAGGUGUUGCGAGUAAAAGAAGUCAGAUUCCGACUACGCUUGCCAACUGGUUUUAAAUACAAUGACACUAACUUCAAUGAAAUAGACUAUGAAUUAGAGCGGAGAAAAAACCUAAUUGAUAAUGCUUCAAAGUCGGACAUUUUAGAACUUAGCGAAUUAAGUGAUUCAGAUGAUGAUGAUGCUCUUUCGAAAAGCAAUAACUCAACCGGAAAAACUGUGCAAUCAAUUUCAACUACAACAAAGUCUAAGCCACCGUUUAAAAAAUCGCAAAGUGUUCAACAAAUCUCAUCCAAGUUAUUAAAACGCACAAAUACUGAAACGUCGAUUAAGGUCAAGAAUAUGGAUGAUUCUGAAGAUUCUGAUGAUGAUGACCUUGAUGAUGAUGAUGACAGUGAUAACUCAGGGGACAUAGUCUCCAUUAACUCAGUUGGUGUGCGAACAGUAAAAUCAGCGUCUGCUGCGGACCAGAAACUCUGCGGUCCUGCCUAUAGACCAACAUUUGCCGAGCAGGAUCGAGCUAGGCGUAACCGUCGGUUACAGAAGAAGGAGGAGAAAAAGAAGGCAAAGGAAGAAAUGAGGAUGAAAUCUGUCUGGAAUAUUGAUAAUGAAAUCAAGGAGGAGGAUGUGCUAAGCUUCAGAGUACAUCAUGGCUUACUUAAAAUUUAUGGACAAGGUGUGUCACCAGAUACUGUUGUUUAUGAACCUACAUUACUGUGUAUACCAAGAAUGUAAGAAUAACACAACUGUGAGAAUUGCUACAUGGGAAGGAUUUGUCACAGAAAACUGUACGGAAAAUAUGACAUCCAUGUUCUUUUGCCAUGCUUUUAUUUUUUGCCAUUAUUGUGUAUAAUGUUUUAUCUUCCAAAGGGAAUGUCAACUUUAUUAAAUUUCUAUCACCACAAUAUACACAUAUAAUAUUUGUUGAAUUUGAUAAAUAUACUAUUUGAGAGCACACUGCUUUGCAAGAAAAUGUUUCUA
Messenger RNA from Ruditapes philippinarum (Manila clam), 2610 nucleotides. Its product is annotated as ceramide kinase-like protein. Gene Ontology annotation, molecular function: kinase activity. Bases 157 to 2364 code for a protein of 735 amino acids. The record is from RefSeq and is a predicted model, not a curated record. Lineage: Eukaryota; Metazoa; Mollusca; Bivalvia; Venerida; Veneridae. The transcript has 13 exons.